Prorocentrum cordatum is the source of this 4332-nucleotide messenger RNA. NCBI's taxonomy places the organism in Eukaryota, Dinophyceae, Prorocentrales, Prorocentraceae. The record is from the annotation of a GenBank genome assembly.
GGAGUGGCGGCACAGCUCUCCGCGGUCGCCAGCAAGCUCCUGCAGGCGGCCCCAACUACGGCACCUACGAGCACGGCAACGCCAUCAGCGCCACCUUCCGCAUCCGGCGACCUGACCAAGGCCCAGCGGCAGGCCCAGAUCAAGCAGCUCGAGGCGGCGCUAAUCCCCCUACAGGGGGUCGAGCACAAGCAAGCGCUGAUCUCGGACAAGCCCCUGGGCCAACGCAGGGACAACUGCAAGGACGCCCUCGAGCGCGCCAAGAAGCGCACCCUCCAGGCGAGGGAGGCACUGGCCCUAGCGGAGCAAACAGUACAAGCGGCGGAGGCCGAGGAGCAACGCCUAACCCAGGAGCUGACGGACCUGCAGCACGAGUUGGCCGAGGCCCCAGUGCCAGAGGAGGGACUGGACGCUCUACGAGCACAUCUCGCCGCCGCCUGCGACAAAGUCGCUUCUCUGCCCGGCGCCCCGGCCGACGUCGCCGACCACGCCAAGUCCCUAAGCGCGGACCUGCUGUCCCGGUUCGAGAAGGCGUUCGAGGAGCAAGCAGAAGCGCCAACCGGUCAGCAUGCCCCCACCCCACGCAGGCACAGCACCAAAUCGGAGCCAGUGCCAGGGGUGGACACCAGUGCACCAGGAAUGCCAGUGGGCACUCGCUACCAAGGCAAGCAGCCAUUCAAGGGCCCUGUCCAGCAGCCCCUGACCAACUACUUCACAAUCCCCGCCGCGCUGCUAGCCGCUGCGAGACACCGCAUGCGGCGUGAUGACACGGAGGUCUCCUUCCUCAACCAAGCGACCUUCAACGUUCAGACGCUCGACCCGAAGGAGCAGAGGCAACUGCGCCGCAUUGGCCAGCACCUCGCUGCCCGCACGCAGUUGAUUGAGACGUACCUCCACGACCGCGGAGUCCACGUCGCUGGCAUCCAGGAGGCCCGUCUCCCAGAUCAGGGCUGCCAGGAGCUCAACCACUACUACGCGUUCACCGCUGCCGCCAACUCGGACGGCACCGGCGGCGUCCAGCUGUGGAUCCACAAGGACCUCCACGCGACCGCUAGCAAGGCCGCCACCAACGUCGUCAACCCACGCCUCCUCCGCACCGAGGCCUCUAUCGCAGGCUGCGCCGUUACGGCGAUUUCUGCGCACGCACCUGUCUCAUCGGCCCCUACCCAAGACAAGCGCGACUUCUGGGAUGCCCUGCACAGGGGGCUCCGGCAGGCGCGGCACCGGACGUCCAUCAUCGUCUUUAUCGAUGGCAAUGACGACGACGAGGCCCAUGGCGUGAACUCCAGCUACCAGUUCUCAGAGGAGUGCCGCCUCGCCAACCAUCUCGCCGACGCGGCCGAGCUCCUCGGCAGCGAGGAACCCACGUGGUUCGGCAUACCGGGCCACGAAAAGCGGUGCGACCACAUCUGGCUCGGUCCUCGAUGGCAGCAUCAUCUACGGAGCGUGCAGGUCUACGACGACAGCCUCAGCUUCACCGAGAGGGAGGACCACAAGGCACUGGGCGCGCAGCUCGCCCUCCCCGUACUCCUGGAGGAGCAUCCUCCGCCUUCGCUCAAGGUCAGCCCGGCCCGGCUCUGCGACGAGGGCGUGCGCAUGGCUUUCCAGUUGGACAUGCAGCAGGCCGCCCACGAGCUCCAGCAGUACGUCCACGACGGCCCUGACCGCUACCCCCAGCAGCUCAUCCACCGGUUCGAAAUCAAGCAGUCUGGCGCGGCCACCGCGUCCAGAGACUCCGGCUUACCCGUGCGUUUCUGGAAUGGCGAGCAACAAGCCUACAUGACCGACGCGACCGUGAUCGUGCACAACACCUCUUACAGCAACUUCCCGACGCUCAUCGCCAAGCGGACCGAGGAGCUGGCUCUCCAGGCCGACGCGGCCGACCAGAGCGGCGACGCCAAGCAGUUGCACAACACUGCCAGACAGCUCAAGGCGCGCAAGGGCUUCCGCAAGCACGCCGAGACAUUGGACGAACGCGGCACUGCGCUCUUCGACCCCGACGAGAUCCAGCGCAGAUGGGAGCGGCAUUGGUCCUCCUUGUUUGCCGGCAUUUGCCUAACUGUGACAGCUUUGUCAGAGCCCCCCCCUGCCGGGGAUCCGUUGCGGCGGCCGCCGCAGCGUUUGCAUCGUGACCGAGUGCGGCAUAAUCUAUAUCGCAUUCACCCGAAGAAGGGCCUCGGCCCAGACGGCAUCAGCGCGUCCAUUUGGCGAACCGGUGGGGAGGCCGCGCUGGACAUGGUGAUCCCGUUGUUCGAUAUUUCGUUCACUGCCGCCCAGGCCCCCAUCGCGAUGAAGGUGGGGAAGCUCUGGGACAUCUGGAAGCAGAAGGGCGACCCUGCGGUGUGCGGCAACAGCCGCGGCAUCCUCGUCUCCGACCACCUAUCCAAGUGGUACUGCAUGUCGAUCGCCGAGCCCGUCUUCCGAGCGGCUCCUAACGCCCUGGGCCUAGCGCAGUGUGGUUCCAUGCCGGGGAGGGAUGCCGCGCUUCUCACCACGGCCAUCCAAACGUUCAUCGAGCGUGCCCUCCACCAGCGGCGGUCUUGGGCACUGCUCUUCCUGGAUUUGGCCAAGGCUUUCGACUCCAUCAUCCGCGAGUACCUCUACGGCGUCGGCCGUGGCAAGCUCUCGGACCUCUCCGCGGACCUGCAGCGAGCUGGCAUCCCCGCGCCUGUCGCGCAGGAGGCCCAGACAUACCUCGAGACGCACCCGCCUCUACUGGAGCAGGCGGGCAUGACGCCAGAGGAUGUCCGGCAGAUCGCCGACUGGCAUACUGGCACCUGGUUCGCCGUCCGUGAGGUUGUCGGUUGGGCGCGCUUUGCUUUAAUUUGGCCUACGAGCUUGCACUGGGCCGCGCACGACAACGGUUCCGGGAAGCCGGCCGGCAUCGCCCUCGAGCUUCGGACCCCGAAGCACGUUGCUAUCCCCUGGGCCACCGCCCUCGACUCCAGGGAGGACCUCCACGAGACCACAAGCACCGACGUCGACGGAGAGUACGUCGAUGACGCCGUCUUCGCCUUCCUCGAGACGGAGCACGGCGGGCCCCAGCAGGUGCUGGACCAGCUCGGCAUGGCCACGGACAUCCUGGUCCACGAGUUCGCGCGCCUCGGUCUCACAAUAAAUUUCGGUCCAGGGAAGUCCGCCGCCAUGGUCAAGCUUUUCGGCAACGGCUCCAGGAAGCUCCACCAGAGCGCACUCCUGGAGAACGGACGCGAGCAGUUCACCUCCCCGGGCGGCUUCGCCCUGGAGAUCGUUCACCACUUCACCCACCUGGGCACGAUCCACCAGGACGCUGGAGGCCACCAGGCCGACGGCCGACGCAAGGCGGCGAAGGCGCAGCAGGCCUUCGCGCCGCUGGCCGCCCCCAUCUUCGGCUCCAAGGCCAUUGCGGAGCCCACCAGGAUCAAGCUCGCCAACUCUCUCGUGCUCUCGCGCAGCCUGUUUGCAGUGGCGGCAUGGCGAGGUCAGCUCGACAGAGGAUGGCGCCCGCUGGAGGCCCAGUACCACCGAGUGCUUCGCCGCAUUCACGGCUCCAUGCGCUUCAGGGCCCCCGGCACGCCGACGGACCUCGAGGUGAGGACCGCGCUGCAGGCCCCACCGCUCGCCUCAUUGGUGCGGGCGCAGCGUCUUGCAGGCCUUGGCUCGCAGCUGCAAGCGCCGCCGCUGGUGAUGCGCUGCAUUGCGGCCGUGCCCAAGCCCGCGUCUGCCACCCAUCUCCUGACGGACCUCAGGCAUCUGGCAGCUGCAUUUCCGGCGGAAACGCAGGCCCUCGGAGACCCAUUUCAUUUUCCAGCCGCCUGGCGCGAGUUCAUCCUGUCGGAGCCCGCGAGAUGGAGGCGGCUUUGUCACGCAUUCCGCGCAUGCCCUUGCAAGGCCCCGCAGUCCCAGGCGGCCAUGCGCCGGCAGCGAGGGAAGCAACCUGCCCCGCUUGGGCGGGUGACCGCGCCGGUCCCGACUCUGACAUGCCCUGACUGCCAGAGGGAAUGCCGCGGCCCCAAAGGCCUGGCCGCUCACAGGAGGCACGCGCACGGCAUAAAGAUGCAGGCGCGGUUUCACAUCCUUGGCACGGAGUGCCCAGCCUGCUCCAAGGAUUUCUAUACGCGCCCCCGCGCGCUCCACCACCUCCAAUUCUCCAGCAAGCAGUGCAGAGCCCGGAUGAUGCAGGGAUACCUUCCUGCCUUCUCGGCUUCCCAGGUCGCCGAAGCCGACAGGGCCGACGCGGCGUCCAACCGCGGCCGCACAGCGAGGGGCGAAACGCGCACUCGCGCUCUCUGCCCGCCGCGCCCCGCAGCAGAGUUGCAGCCCGCGGAUGCUUCGUCAAGGGGACCGUCCGCAUAG